CUCUACUGCUUAGACACCCCUUAGCCCCACUGCUUAGACACCCCUUAGCCCCACUGCUUAGACACCCCUUAGCUCCACUGCUUAGACACCCCUUAGCCCCACUGCUUAGACACCCCUUAGCUCCACUGCUUAGACACCCCUUAGCCCCACUGCUUAGACACCCCUUAGCUCCACUGCUUAGACACCCCUUAGCCCCACUGCUUAGACACCCCUUAGCCCCACUGCUUAGACACCCCUUAGCCCCACUGCUUAGACACCCCUUAGCCCCACUGCUUAGACACCCCUUAGCUCCACUGCUUAGACACCCCUUAGCUCCACUGCUUAGACACCCCUUAGCUCCACUGCUUAGACACCCGUUAGCUUCACCGCUUAGACACCUCUUAGCUCCAGUGCUUAGACACCCGUUAGUUCCACUGCUUAGACACCCCUUAGCCCCACUGCUUAGACACCCCUUAGUUCCACUACUUAGACACCCUUUAGCCCCACUGCUUUGA
Molecule: messenger RNA, 494 nt
Organism: Candidula unifasciata
Lineage: Eukaryota; Metazoa; Mollusca; Gastropoda; Stylommatophora; Geomitridae
Source: the annotation of a GenBank genome assembly